Epinephelus lanceolatus (giant grouper) is the source of this 3295-nucleotide messenger RNA. RefSeq names its product solute carrier family 26 member 2 (gene slc26a2). Gene Ontology annotation, cellular component: membrane. NCBI's taxonomy places the organism in Eukaryota, Metazoa, Chordata, Actinopteri, Perciformes, Serranidae. Gene Ontology annotation, biological process: sulfate transmembrane transport. The record is from RefSeq and is a predicted model, not a curated record. Gene Ontology annotation, molecular function: secondary active sulfate transmembrane transporter activity.
GGCGGAUUCACUCUCGGCUCUCUGGACACAACCUAAAAUUAACUUGGUAAACCGCGACUGGCUCGAGCUCAGAGAAGGGCUCGAUCAUGACUCAUGGCGAUGACUGCUGUACAACAGCAGAAGAUGGAGCUGAGAGCGACCAGCUGCAGCCUCUUCUUCUGGAAAGGGUGGAGAAAGAAAAGUCUAAAAGCUGGCAAACUGUUGUGUCACAUCGUUUAAAGAAACACUGCGUGUGCACACCAAAGAAAGCUAAAUCCAAAAUACUGGGCUUUGUGCCAAUUCUGAAAUGGCUGCCACACUACCAGCUCAGGGAAUGGCUGCUGGGUGAUGUCAUGUCAGGACUGAUUGUUGGAGUCCUAUUGGUCCCUCAGUCUAUAGCCUACUCCUUAUUAGCCAGUCAGGACCCCAUAUAUGGUCUCUAUACUUCUUUCUUCUCCUCCAUCAUCUACGCCCUCUUAGGCACUUCCAGACACAUCUCAGUGGGGAUCUUUGGGGUGCUCUGCCUGCUUGUGGGUCAGGUUGUGGACAGGGAGUUAGCUUUGGCAGGAUACCUCACAGAAAGCAGCAGCAGCAGUAACAGUAGCGCCCUCCUGCUGGCCGGCCAGGGGAAUGGCACUGUGGAAUGUGACAGAAGCUGCUAUGCAAUCACAGUGGGAGCAACAGUUACCUUUACUGCUGGAGUUUACCAGGUGCUCAUGGGCCUUUUCCAGGUAGGCUUCGUCUCAGUCUACCUCUCAGACUCCCUUCUCAGUGGCUUCGCUACAGGAGCCUCCCUCACCAUCCUCACGUCCCAGUUAAAAUACCUCCUGGGCCUCAAGAUCCCCAGGCCUCAGGGCUGGUUCACUCUGUUUAAGACCUGGUACGGCAUUCUCACCAACCUGGGAAAAACCAACAUUUGUGACCUGGUGACCAGUAUAGUGUGUUUACUGAUACUGGUACCUACCAAGGAGCUCAAUGAUCGCUUCAAAGCCAAGCUGAAGGCUCCAAUCCCCUUCGAGCUCUUCGUGGUGGUUAUUGCAACACUUGCUUCUCAUUUUGGCCACUUCAAUACCGACUACGGUUCGGACGUAGCUGGUGACAUCCCCACGGGUUUCCUCCCUCCCAAGCUGCCCAUGUGGAGUCUGAUCCCCAACGUAGCUGUUGACGCCUUCUCCAUCGCCAUCGUGGGAUUCGCUAUCACUGUCUCACUGUCAGAGAUGUUCGCCAAGAAGCACGGCUACACGGUGGAUGCCAACCAGGAGAUGUACGCCAUUGGCUUCUGCAACAUCUUGCCAUCGUUCUUCCGCUGCUUCACCACCAGCGCUGCGCUGACUAAGACCCUCGUCAAGGAGUCCACAGGGUGCCAGACUCAGGUAUCUGGGCUGGUGAGCGCCCUCGUCCUGCUGCUGGUACUGCUGGUCAUCGCACCGCUCUUCUAUUCCCUGCAAAAAUGUGUAUUAGCAGUCAUCAUCCUGGUUAACCUUCGUGGAGCUUUACGUAAGUUCGGAGACAUUCCAAGCAUGUGGCGUGUCAACCGUGUUGAUACCUCCAUCUGGCUGAUCACCAUGGCAACCUCUGCGCUGGUCAACACAGAGCUAGGUCUGCUCGUUGGGGUUUUGGUAUCAGCCCUCUGCGUCCUGGGCCGAACACAGCAGGCCAAGGUGCUGGAGCUUGGCCGGGCUCCAACCAGGGAGCAUUAUGAGGACCUGUCGUCUUACCGUGGCCUUCAAAGACAUCCCGGAGUGGCUGUUUUUAAAUACGAGGCUCCAAUCUAUUAUGCCAACCAGAGCUUGUUCAAAAAAUCUCUCUAUAGGGGUGUAGGGCUCGACCCUCUGAAGGAGAAAACACGGCUUAUGAAGCUCAAGAAGAAGAACAACCAGCAGGGAGAGGCUGCAGGACUCCCAAAUAUGAAGUCAGUGGAUACAAGUAAAGAGGAUAACAUUGAAGCUGGUGCAACAACAACAACCUUGAUGCUUGACAAGAAAUCUUCCCGUAGCUUACGCAGUGUGGUGAUAGACUGCAGCGCCAUCAUGUUUUUAGAUACAGCUGGAGUGAAUGCUCUCAAAGAAGUCCGCAAAGAUUAUGAAGAACUUGGGAUCAAGGUGGUCCUGGCCCAGUGUAAUACCUCAGCACUGGACGCACUGGAAAGAGGGGGAUACUACCCUGACAAAAAAGGGUGUGAUGAAGAAGAGAACAAAAUCAUAUUCUUCACCAUCGCAGAUGCCGUCCACUACGUCCAAAGCCUUUCGGUUCCGAACGGAGACUAUGACAACAGAUGCUAAAAGAUUCAUCCAUCCAAAUAUCUGUUUACAUAUAUGCAGUUGUACAUUUCACAUAAUGCACAAGAGAAGUCCAUUGUUACCUGUGUGCCUUGUAAUGCUACAGUGAUGGCUGAAGUGCAAGUAUCCAACAUUUUUUCUACUUAAACGCUGCAAAAAAUUCUUUAAUACUGUUUCAGCAUGUUAAAUGCUAAAAACCAUUUCCAGGUCUUCCUCAUAGAAAUGGAACCAAAGUACAAAGUACUUAGAGUAAAAAGUGAAACUGUACAGGGGCAACAUUUUCUCUUUUUUGCACACAGACACCCGAAUGUGUUCAUAAACAGUCCCCAACCAAUCUUACAUGCACAGGGUUACGUAUACUUCUUUUCCACCAAAAGGCAAUGGGCUCCUUCCCUACUGACAAUAGACAAGUAUGCCUUUAUGUUUUUCUUUACUGGUGUGUCACGCUCGACACCAAACAUGACACACGGGACGUGAUGAACGCGUUGCAAAACGGUUAGUAAACAGUAGAAAGCAGCAUAUAGGCCAGUGAAAUUAUUUACUUCUUUAUUAAUAUCUGUUACUUAUUCAGUCUUUCCUCAAACUCGGUCCUGACUAAUUUGAAACGAUGUUCAAGCACUGCUUGGACGGAGACAGAAAGAAUUUGUGGUGGCGUGUCAUUGCAUACUGCUAGAAUAUGGGUGAAAAUUAGCACGUCCACCCAGGUGCUAUGUUUUCAUUACUGCCUAUUGGAGCUGGAGCCGAUAAAUACCCAUGACUAGUACAGAGCAGGGUUCAUGCCAUACUACCAGACAUAUAACAGCCUACAUUUAAACACCAAAAAAAUCCUCAAAUAUUAAAUAACUUGAAAUAAGCUACAAGAAGAAGUGGUCUAUUGAACAGAUUGGAUGAUCACAGGUUUAGUGGCAGAGGCAAAGGAGGAAAAGGAUACAGUGCGCCAAGUGUCACCAUAAAUCAAGUGUAUCUGGGGCGGCAGUAGCUCAGCCUAUAGAGACUUGGGUUGGGAACCGGAGGGUCGCCUGUUCGAGUCCCCGUCC